Molecule: messenger RNA, 2221 nt
Organism: Etheostoma spectabile (orangethroat darter)
Lineage: Eukaryota; Metazoa; Chordata; Actinopteri; Perciformes; Percidae
Product: transmembrane protein 26
Exons: 7
Coding region: 185-1138 (317 amino acids)
Source: RefSeq, a predicted model, not a curated record
CAUCUGGUCCCCUGUCAGGUAAAUCUGGACUGGCCUUUCUUUCUAAGGCGGGGCUUAAACUUUGGCCACUUUUUCGAAAAACUACAUUCAACAGUUUUAGGUCACUUUUGAAGUCAGCCCUUUUGAAGCUGCAACCACGUACGGCUCUCUCUAGGAUUUUAACUUUCAGGAAUAACGGGCCAGCAUGUUGAAGUUCAUAUGUGCCAUUAUUACCAGAGCGUUAUUUAUCCUCGUCUCUCUGACCGGCGUCUGGAGGGUGACAUGGGUGAAGAAAGAUUACAGUUACUGGUUCCUGACCUGCCUGUUUCUGCCGCUUGUCAUUGAAAUGACAAUAACGCUAAAGAGUCGAAAAGGAAAAGAUUACAAAUGGUUUUCUCCUCCUAUCUUUCUGUUUCUCAUAAGUAUCAUUCCCUCCAUCUGGAUCCUGGAGCUCCACCACCAGCAGGACAAAGCCAGCGACCCUCAGUGCAAAAAGCUGGAUUCAUGGGAUAAUCUGCGAAAAGUGAUCACUCUGAACAAGACCCUGGGGAACGGAAACCUCACAUACCAGGACUACCUGAAGAAUUUUGACCAGGUGUUAUCGGCUGUCUGUUCCAACGACUGGAUCCUGGCUCUCCAUCAGAUCCUGCUCAUCCUCCUCAUCAUUGGGAAGUGGCUCCUCCCGCUGGGAGGCGGAGUCACGCGAGACGAGCUCUCACAGCUUCUCCUAAUUUUUGUUGGCACUGCGGCAGACAUUCUUGAAUUUACUAGUGAGACGCUGUCAGAUGUCAAAGAGAACAGUCAUCAGAUGGUCUACAUCAUCUUAGCUGUAUGGACCUGGAGCAUGCUGCAGUUCCCCUUGCAUCUGGCUGUGGUGAACUCAAAGCCAGACAGUGAGGGUGAGCAUGGGGUCCAGGAGCCGUCCCUCUUGACUAACCACAGCACGGACAUGUGGAGCAUCUUGGAGGCCUUGUUUAUCCAGGACGGGCCUUUCCUGGUGGUCAGGCUCACGGUUAUGACCUACUUCGAAGUCUUCCACCAGAUGUUGGUGUUCUUUGCGAUCAAGAACUUCCUGGUGGUCAUACUGAACUUGUACAGGUUGGUUGUUCUAUGCCAGGACUCCAGCAGAAGAGUGAGCCGGGACAUCGCUAUCCCAUGAGAUUGCAAGUCAUCUCAACGGGGGGAUCGGGAGAUGGAGAGAUGUUACACCCAAAGUUUUACAGUGGACUGGCAAAAACUGCAAUUGGAUCAGGAAAAUAAGGAAGUGCUUGCUCUGUGUUUUCUUCUCAGACUGUACUUAACUCUAUAGGAUCAAGGUUGUAAAUAAUUAACGCUGUUGGGAGCAGAAAACUGUGAAAAACCGUUUUCUUACAAUUGCAACGUCAACAACAGCAUCUGACUAAUUCCGACGCUCAUACCCUUAUUGACAUUUCAGUCCCUCUGAAGCUAACCUCGGCCCACUCAAUUAAAACCACCAUUUAAUCAGUAUUUAAGCUUGUCUGUGUGCAUAAACAUGCUGGUUUAAAGGUUGUGUAUGAAGAAGCCUUACUAGUCAGAUUGCUACUAGUAUGACAUUAAAAUAAUAGACAUGAGGCUAACAGCAAGCUGGGGACACAGACAAAAAGAAGAAAGCAGAGCAUAACAGGUAAAAAGGUGUGGGGUAAACAGAUAAUGCAUAAGCCUGUCAGCAAAAUAAAUGGAACAAAUGAAGCCUGAAAACACCACCUGUACCAGCAUACAGCAACUGAAACCAGCCAGGCUACUGUUUAGAUAAAGAUUGGAUAGAUUUCUUACAGUGGGAUUCCCGGCAUUGUGUUGAGCGGAAGCGAGGACGGAAGCAGGAAGAGCGGAUGACAGAGUGAUAUACUAGAUGACAUAAAGCCUGUGAAGUGUUGACUGAAGACGAGAUCAAGGGAACAUUAUUUCAAAAACAAAUAUGUCCUUGGAAUACAACUUUUACACAAGCGGUGGAUUUAAGAUCUCAAAACUUUAUCACUAUGUGUUCUGUGGAAAAUGCUGUAUUAUUUUACAAUAGUAUUUGCUUAUUCAACCUGUAUUGUAUCUUAUACACAGACAAAAACACAACUAUGUACUGUACUUCUACUCUAAGCUCUUCUUUCAAAGAACAAUUUAUGUAAGCUGGUUGAUCUCUUGCCUGACAUCUAACACAAGGUCUUGCUUACAGUAACAGCUACUCUUAGUAUUAAAAGGAACAUCCACCUAAAUAAACAAAUUAACAUUG